Stereum hirsutum FP-91666 SS1 is the source of this 618-nucleotide messenger RNA. RefSeq lists its product as uncharacterized. Bases 1 to 618 code for a protein of 205 amino acids. The record is from RefSeq and is a predicted model, not a curated record. NCBI's taxonomy places the organism in Eukaryota, Fungi, Basidiomycota, Agaricomycetes, Russulales, Stereaceae. The transcript has a single exon.
AUGCAUUCCCUAGCUAUGCACGAUGUCUAUACCCAGUCACUAUACGACCGCAAACAUCCAGGCCGUGCAUCCAUCUUAUCCGACGCCAAUACACUCUCGACCUUCUCCGCAUCAACGAUCAGCUCAUGCACAAGUUCCGAUGCUCUCCUAACUCCCUCGUACGAGCUCACAGGCAACACCGCCGCUCCUCUCCGCUUCCCCGGCCGUCGUGGACGUGCCCUCACCACCGUCGAGCCAAAUUCCGCCCCAUCUCGGACUUGGGGUUUCGCCACCAAAUCCACUCGGGCUUGUCCUCCCAUACCCGAGCCCUUGAAUCCGAAGGAGCCAGCUGCGAAGGGUCACAAUUAUUUGUUGAGUCCGUUGCUCGGAGAAACCACAUCGCCCAGCAACGAGCAGAGUGUGGAGAGAUAUGCUAGGGAUUCGAAGCUGUCGCCGUUCCCUGGAAUCGCCACGGGUCUCUCGUCUACCAUGCCGACAUCGAUGGCUAUGAUACCGGUGCCGGAGACAAAUUCUGUGGUCGGCAAUAAGCAGAACUCGAGGAAAGGACUUGGGCUGGGACUAGCUAUCGGAGGGAUGUUGAGGAAGGUUAGCGGGAAGUCGCAUAGUGGGGACUUGUGA